This is a messenger RNA of Oreochromis niloticus (Nile tilapia), 4187 nucleotides long. It is a transcript of the gene dab1a, whose product is annotated as DAB adaptor protein 1a. Gene Ontology annotation, cellular component: cytoplasm; intracellular membrane-bounded organelle. The record is from RefSeq and is a predicted model, not a curated record. Gene Ontology annotation, biological process: neuron migration. Lineage: Eukaryota; Metazoa; Chordata; Actinopteri; Cichliformes; Cichlidae.
ACCAAUAGGCACGCCUUCUCUUCUAACCUCUAUUAGUUGAUCUUUUACCCUUCCUUCCCUUCAUUUCCUUCAUUUCUGCUCCUCUGUUUCGUUCUUCGCCUCGUCUUCCUGAGCUUUUUGGACUACCGAAGUUGAGUGGACACUAUAUAUUUUUAUCUGCUAAGGCUCAUAAACGGCUCUCUGUGGGUGUGUGUAGGAUGUUGUGUCAGGGCUAAAGCCCAUCCCUCUCCCAUGAGCCUGUGUGCCCACACACACACCUGGCGCCUCCACGCACACACCCGGCGCCCACGCACGCACAGCCGGCACUGACGCUGUGAACUGGACCCUCGGAGCCCAGCCGAUCCCAGCUGAGCCAAGCGGAGCGGAGUCUAACCCAGUUGGAGCCUGAGGAUGUCAACAGAGACAGAGCUACAACCAGCGGUCAGGCCCAGCAGCGUAAGACGGGACUCCAAGAGGAAAGGGCAGGAUCGCAGCGAGACAGCUCUCAUCAGGCGUUUUAAGGGCGAUGGCGUCCGCUACAAGGCCAAGCUCAUUGGCCUGGACGAGGUUACCGCCGCCCGUGGAGACAAACUCUGCCAGGACUCGAUGAUGAAGCUCAAGGGUAUAGCUGCAGCAGCACGGUCUAAAGGAGAACACAAACAGAAGGUGUUCCUGACCGUUUCCUUUGGAGGGAUCAAAAUCUUUGAUGAGAAGUCAGGGGUCCUCCAACACCACCAUGCUGUCCAUGAGAUCUCUUACAUUGCCAAGGACAUCACGGACCACCGAGCCUUUGGCUAUGUCUGCGGAAAAGAAGGGAACCACCGCUUUGUGGCUAUCAAAACCGCGCAGUCGGCUGAACCUGUGAUUCUGGACCUGCGGGACUUGUUCCAGCUCAUCUAUGACAUAAAGCAGAGAGAGGAGAGGGAGAAGAAGGCCCAAAAAGACAAGCAGUGUGAGCAGGCGGUGUACCAGACAAUACUGGAGGAGGAUCUGGAGGACCCUGUCUACCAGUACAUUGUGUUUGAGGCGGGACACGAGCCCAUCCGUGACCAAUCAGAAGAGAGCAUUUAUCAGGUUCCCACCAGUCAGCAGAAGGAAGGGGUCUAUGACGUCCCAAAGCGACACCCAAAUGGACACAAAAAAAAACCCCACCACCACCACCGUCACCAGCACCAUCAUCAACAUCAUCAUUCUCAUGAACAACCCUUUCACCAAGAACAAACUGAACAGCAGCAGCAGCAGCAGCAGUCGCUGUCAGGGGCACAUCUGAUAGACUUAGACCUGGAUAUGGUGACUCAGAAUAUCAACCAAUUAGAAAUUUUUGGAGACAUGUCUACGCCUCCUGACAUCACCUCUCCAUCUACUCCCGCCUCUCCAGCCAACACCCUGGACCCCUCACAGGGCUUGCAGCCUCCCACGGAACUGUUUGCUCCCUUCAAUCCUGCGUCUGUGCCCUCAGGUUAUGUGACGAUGGGAGCAGUACCUCCUGGCCACUGGUCCCAGCAGGCUUUUGCUGCCCAGACUCCGCUGGCCUUCGGGGUCCAGUCUCCUCUAGGCCCGGUGGCCCAGGUGCUGCCAGGUGGCCAGCCUCUCAUCUGGGGCCAGGCCAACAUCUUCCCUGCCACCCAGCAGCAGUGGGCAGCCAUGGCAGCAGGAGCCUUCCCCCCAGCCUACCUCCCAGCCCAGCCUGUGGGCACCCUGCCCGCCGCCAUGUUCCAGACUCUCACCCCCGUCACGACUGUGACUCCAGCCGGCGAGAGCCAUUCGAGCACUGGAGCCAGCGCUUCAGCUCCUUCCCCUUCAGCAUCUUCGAGUCCACAGCAUGGGGAGAGAGGAAAGAAGAUUGGAAAGGAGAUGUUCAAGGAUUUUCAGCUGGCGAAGCCUCCGGCCAUGCCUUCGAAGAAGGCUGAUCAGCCCAGUUUAGCAGGAACCUCAGAGGCAUUCAGCACUUACUUCAACCGUGUGGGCACUGCCCAGGACACAGAUGACUGUGAUGACUUUGACAUUUCUCAGAUGAAUCUGACACCAGUCACCUCCACAACACCAUCCACCAACUCCCCACCCACCCCAGCUCCUAGGCAGAGCUCCCCCUCAAAAUCCUCAGCCUCUCACGUCAGUGACCCCCCCACCGACGCCACAGACCCCCCACGGACGACUCAUUUGGCGAAGCAGAGGGCAGUCCCAGUCGCAGUGGAGAGGAAGAUGCUAAGAGGAAAGACCCUCUCUACGCCCAGAUUAACAAAGGGAAGAAAUAAAGAGACAUACAGGAAGACAGACCUGACCAGCACUGAGAGAACAGGAGGAGAACCCUUAACCUCUGUUUGUGUGAGUGCGUGUGUGCGUGCAUGUCUGGCACAUCCCCGCCUGGCCAAGCCCUUCUUCUUCUCCUCCAGCUAACAACCUCCCAGGAGGAGCUUCCACACUCCCACAGUCCUCCUCCUCCUCCUCCUGUCUGCAGUCUUUCCUCCUCCUGAGAGGGGAGAGCCCUCUUGGUCAUUCACUCCAGGCAGGAAGGGAUAUCAAUCACUGAGACGGAUCCAGUUCUCCCUCCACUGCGCUGUCUUCUCCUCUCCUCUCCUCCCUUCUCCCUGUGGCGACUCACACCCAGCCUUACAGAUAGAACCUGCUCCUCUCCUCUCUGCCCCCCCGUUCCCUUCCUCCUCCUUUGCUCUCCUUCCUCUGCCUCCUGUGUCUGGCCAGAGACUGUGCUGCCAAGAAGGGACUGAAUCAUGCAGUGCCUCCCCGUCUCUGACACUCCCUCACACACGCACGCUCAUCGGGAUUAGAACGAUCACCUUUUGUUUUAAUGGACAGAAUCUGCAUCUGUAGUGAGGAGAUCCCAUAGGAGGAGCUAGACUAUUAAUGGGCCUAUCAGGGAUGGCCCGUUACUGGGAUCACUGCUUCUGAUUGGUUGGCUGGUUCGGGGAGUUUAACCCCAUUCUUGUGAGUGUCUGCUGGAUCACUAUGCAGAAACAGACUCUCUGGGAGCUACUCACACACCAACGACAUACAUCUUGCACACAGGAAUCAGCUUACAUACUCUCACACAUGCAAACACAUACACACAGUCCACCUUCUCUGACAUGCAUACACACAGUAAUUUGCCAAACGUCUCUCCUCGCAGACAGACUCAUAUAGAGGCCAGAGGACCAGACAUGCUGAAGAAAAGACCCUGAGAGGGAAGUGUUGCAAGUUAAACAGAUUCUGUGAUUGAACUGUUCAUUCUCUAUAGCUUUUGUACAAUACUGAUUAAAAAAGAAGAAGAAAUUGAAAAAUUUGAAUUUUUAUUUUAUAAGUCAAUCAAGCCGCUGGGGUCAGCUCUAUAGGAGAUAUAGAGUCAACAUGGCUUUAAGGCAUCUGAUCGUUGGUUUGCCAAACUCAUUUUGUAAAUAAUGAUAACAACCAUUCUGUCCACUGGACUUCUGUGCCAUAAAAUAGGAAGGCUUCAGUUAUGCAACUCUUGACGUUAACCCAAGCAAUACCAACAUAUGUUUCCUUUUUCCUGUUGUCUGUUUCAUUCCCCCCCCCCCCCUUUCUGUGCAUAGAUGUUGUGAACCAUUAAUUACUCUGGUUCCAGCCUAAAGCCUGCACCGUGCCCUUCUGUGUCUUCUUGAGUUCCCACCUAAAAACACUAUAUCGCAGUCCUGAGCUUUUGUAUCACAAGACUAUCAUUUUUAUGUUGCAGGCAGCAGUCGGGGUCUCACUCACUCACUGUAGCCCUGACUGCUCCUCUCCUCCAUCCCAUUUUUCCAGACUAGUCUAGAAGAUAACAGCGAUGCUCUGCCCAUCUGUCUGUCUGUUGGUCAGGUGCCAAACUGCUGCUGUCUGAGUGUGGACUGCAGCAUCCUCUGCUACAACUACAUCAACUGUGAUGCCAAUGACUCCCUAUUUUAUGGCCAGAGUCCCCAUGUCACUCGAGAACUCUUUUGGACUAUGAAGCUGAUUAACUUUAAAACUUUGAGAACUAGAUGAUGAGCAAAGACGUUGAAUAAAAAGGGAAACGUUGCUGUUUGAGUACAUAACAUUUCUAGACCUAUUUUAACUUUACCUCAGCUAACAGUUUCUUAAUGUAAAUUGACACAUUAUUUUUAUCUUUAUGAAUAUGACAUUCUACAGUGGGUUUUUAGAUGAUUUUUUUUUGGUUCUAUCUUGAUUUACGUAUUCCACCAUGUAUUACUGUUACAAAUAAACACAUCCCAAAUGACUAA